Molecule: messenger RNA, 1555 nt
Organism: Phaeodactylum tricornutum CCAP 1055/1
Lineage: Eukaryota; Bacillariophyta; Bacillariophyceae; Surirellales; Neidiaceae
Exons: 4
Coding region: 1-1038 (345 amino acids)
Source: RefSeq, a predicted model, not a curated record
AUGGCAUCGCAAAAAGACACGUGGAACGGAAAUUUGACAUCAACGUCUGGACAUCCUUGCAAUGAGACAUCGGAACGACAGUCUUUCAAUACGUCGUUCGAAUCUACCCGUUACCGCUGUUACUACGAUCACGAACUUCACCGUCAAGCACCCCCCAACUCCGGGGGUAUACGGGUUUCGCGAGACACACGGCGCAAGGCUGCCUUCCGGACCCGUCCGCCCUUGCCCGUCCGGAGGGUUGUCGAGUCCACGGCGCCCUCGACACGGAACGAAUUGCAAGCCACGUUUGAAAGGACCAUUAGCUGGAAGUACGGGGCUGCCGUUUCGGCUACGGUCACUUUACCACGCAUAUAUUGCAUAACUGUCCCGAUCCACGUAGACGCGUUCUUUUCUAUCGAAUUGAAACCAACCACAACUAUGAUUACCGGCUUAUCCGAAUUGACGGCAUCCCAGAAGGACGAAUUGGUGGCUUCCUUGUCGUACCUGCUGGUAGGCAGUGCGGAAUCGGAUGACGGUGUGACGGCUGACAAGCUCCAAUCCGUAGCUUCCACUGCCGGCAACACACUGAGUCCGGCAUUGGCGACCCUGUUCGCCUCGGUGGUCGGCAAGGCGAAGAAGGGUGUCGACGGAUACUGCACUUCGCCCGGAGGUGGCGGCGGGGGCGGAGCGGCUGCAGGUGGUGACGCCGCCGCGGCGGUCGAAGCUCAACCGGAAGAAAAGGAAGAGGAAGAAGAAAUGGAUAUGGGUGGCGGUAUGGACAUGUUCGGUGGUGACGAAGGAGAAGCGACCACGUCGGUACUAGAUCAAUUCCAAUUGCACCAAACCUUCACCCACCAGGGAGAUACUGGUGUGGGGUUGGAAAAAGGUGUUCGUGCCCUGCCACACGCCGAACCUUUGGUAUACGCAAUCGAUGAGGCCGUUGCUUCCUUCACGGGUCUCGCAACUCUCCCUGUUCCCCUGCUUCCUCCUUUGUGUGAGAGCCGUAAUCCUGGCACCUCGUUUCGUCAUCGUGUUGACGAUGGCUGGCUUGGUAGAUAGAUACUCUAGGUUUUCUGGUGACGAAUGGACUACCUCAAUGGUCAACAUCAAUGGCGAAACCCCCCGCCUCGAACGUUUCUGACUACUCGCUAGCUGCCGUGGCGAACGGAUAGUGUGCUGGAGAAUGCUGGACGGGAAAAAAGUGACCGGCUUUACAGGCGGUUGGAAUUCGGCUGUUGAUACUUCUCUUUGCUGGGCAACGCCAGGAUAACGGCGACCAUGAGUAGCCCUCUGGCAUUGCGAGUACCUCGAUACGAGAUGAUUGGAUCUGCUACCCGCAUCACGGCAAGAGAUUCUUUGGAAAAACUACUUUACGGGAGAGAAAUGGUCGUAGAUUGCACCACAAACGCAAUACUACGGAAUGUCACGGCGUCUCGCGAAUAUCGAGUCGUCGACGGUGACUAUCGCACGUACAUACGCUCGACGAUACACAGCGCAGCAUCGGAUGGCCAACAUUCGAUGCAUUGUAGGUGCCAUGCAAAGGUCGAGAAUCCCAACCGUAGAGGAACACGAACGC